Molecule: messenger RNA, 1620 nt
Organism: Polyodon spathula (Mississippi paddlefish)
Lineage: Eukaryota; Metazoa; Chordata; Actinopteri; Acipenseriformes; Polyodontidae
Product: SERTA domain-containing protein 2-like
Exons: 4
Coding region: 528-1571 (347 amino acids)
Cellular component (GO): nucleus
Molecular function (GO): transcription regulator activity
Source: RefSeq, a predicted model, not a curated record
UGUUGAGGGUUUUUUUUUUUUUUUUUUUUUUUUUUUCCUCACGCCAUUGUGUAGUCCGUGCUGUACAUGAAGAGUAGUCGAUGCAACUUGCACCGACAUAUGGAGCCGGCGCUGUUUUUCAAAGUGUGACCCUAAUGCUUUAUUCUAAUUCUCAGGAGGAACUUCAUGUGGUGAAUUCCCAGCUGACUUGUUUGUCAUGGCAACAGCUAGAGAGAGUCUACUGCCUGGCAAUCAUACUUCCUGAGAACUGUUUGCUGAGAAUUGAAAUUGAGGCUUGACAAUCGGCAGGAACAACGAUCAGAUUGCAAACUCAAUACUAGUGUUUGAUGGAACCAGUGAAAAGCCAAGAAACGGAAGUUUUGAGUCAUUUAGCUCUGUAGAUUUCCUGGAAAUCAUUGUCAAAAACAAAGUCAACUGAAACUUGUACGUGCAUUUUAAGAAGAAUGCCCUCAAGACUAUCUUCACUUUUUGUAUAUAAUAGCAGUUAGCUAUACAAUCUGACCUUGUAUCUCCAUUUCAGAAGAUAUAUGUUGGGUAAAGGGGCAAAGCGGAAGCUUGACGAGUAUGAAGACGGGCUGGAAGGCAAAGCGGCGCGAACGUCGGCGGGGGGCGGCCCCUCAAAGGUGUCCUACACCCUGCAGCGGCAGACCGUCUUCAACAUCUCCCUCAUGAAGCUGUACAACCAGCGGGCGCUGACGGAGCCCAGCCUGCAGAAGCGGGUGCUCAUCAACAACAUGCUGCGACGCAUCCAGGAGGAGCUGAAACAGGAGGGCAGCCUGCGGCCCAUGUUCUUCGCCGCCUCCCAGCCGCAAGACAGCCCCCUUGACGAGGGCUACCGGGAGGUGCAGCCAGCCUUCAGCAUCCUGUCAGCCCAGCCGGCCCAGCUCUCUGCUUUAAUAAGCACUACACCACUAGAGUCCUGCCUCACCCCUGCCUCUCUCCUCGAGGAUGAUGAUGCUACUUCUUUUUGCACUUUGCCUACCCCUACAAGUCUGACUCCCCACCCCCAGCAUGAUGGGCCUCCCAAGCCACCUCCACCACCCCCCCCACUGGUGGCUAUUAAAGACAGUUUUUCCUCAGCCUUGGAUGAAAUAGAGGAGCUUUGUCCAACAUCUACCUCCCCUGAGACCACAGCAGUGACAGCGACAGCUCCCCGAACACCACUGCCGUCGCCACCACCUGUAUUGGUCUCUAAAGACCUUGAGACCAAGGUCUGUAGCCAAAAGUUUGAGGGACUGGUCACGCAGCAGGAGAGCAAAACAUCAGCAGCCACUGAAUCCAGGCUAAUAGACUCGACGUCUCCCAGUAACUUUGAGAUUACUACUUCCACUGGUUUCCUUACAGACCUUGCCCUGGAUGACAUCCUGUUUGCUGAUAUUGACACCUCUAUGUACGAUUUUGACCCAUGCACGACCACUGCGGGGACCACCUCCAAAAUAGCCCCUGUAACCGCAGACGAUCUCCUCAAAACCUUAUCUCCUUAUAACAAUCAACCAGUCACGCCAAGUCAGCCUUUCAAAAUGGACCUCGCAGAACUGGACCACAUAAUGGAAGUUCUUGUUGGCUCUUGAUCAGAAAAAAACUAAUAUUCAAGAAACCUUUACUUUUGUAUUUUGUAUA